AGCACUCCGCACGCGCCGAAGCAUCUGUCCCGCCCCCGCGGUGGUGCUGCAGCGGUGACUGGAUCCUUCGCUCCGGUUGAUGUGGUCCAGCUUCGGCAGUCCAGCGACUUCAGUCGUUCCCGACCAGGACCGAAGCAGGAGACGCUGUACCGUUCCGGAUUAAACUCUUCAGGAUGGAGGACUCCGAGGCGGAGCUGACGGUGUCAGAGGCGGAUGCCCUGGGAGCGGACUUCAUCACGGUGGAGUUAGACACGCAACCCAUCGAGUACGUGGUCAAGUGGGCGGACGUGGGCUCCAAGUUCACCAUCUCGUGCGUCAAGAAGGACUCAGAUGACCCGGAGCUGAGCGGCGAGCAACUGAAGAUCGAAACGGACGAGGCCUUCUUUGCGCCGUACGAGGAGGUGUACCCCUGCGAGGUGAUGGAGCAGAGCGUGGAGAUAAAGAUGGACUCUGACGAGGAGGACCACGAGGUUCUGGUGGAAGCGGGGAGCAGCCAGCUGGACGGUGAGGCCGACUCGGACCAGGCCCCGUUUGAGCCGGACGAGCGGCAGUACCGCUGCAGCUACUGUGGGAAGUGCUAUAGCCACGCCUCCAGCCUCUAUCGCCACCAGCAGACACACGUCGCCAAGACGGCUAACCUGGUGCCGUCUGCUAAGCGAGCCCUGGAACCCGCUCACCAGGAUGCUCGAUACACCUGCCAACACUGCGGCAUGAGCUUCAAGGGCAGCAGGAUGUUGGGGAGUCACUUGCGGCUGCACGGAAAGAGGCGGAUCCACCCGUGCAACAUCUGCGGCAAAGAGUUCAACCACAGCUCCAGCCUCUCUCGCCACCGUCUCAUCCACAAGAAGGGGAAGGUCCUUCCCAAGGAUGCCGGCCUCGCUCACGACACGCCCUCUGUGCACCGCUCGCUAAAGGUGGGCGCAAAGAACAAGAAAGUCAAGAGGCAAAGGCAGCCGUCGGCCAUGGUGCAGGUGGCGGGCAGCGGCAGCGACAAGUUCUACGCCUGCCCUCAGUGCGAGAUGAGUUUCCGGACGUCCACGCAGCUGUCCAAGCAUCAGGUGACACACGUGAAGGAGCUGCUGGACAAUUACACGCCCGGCAAGGAGAACCUGGCCGAGACCUCGUCUGACCUCAAGAUCCGCCUCAAGCUCUGCUCCCGCGACAAGCCCAACUUUUACACGCUCUGCAAGAAGAACCGGCGCCGCCGUGGAGGGCGGGUCGGCAAGCGGGGUUCCGCCCCCUCGGAGGAGGACGCGGGCGCGGCCGAGCGCCACAGCUGUAGCCAGUGUGGGAAGCACUUCAGCCACGCCUCCGGCCUGGCGCGACAUCUGCAGAGCCACCGGGCGGCGGAUGGCGUAGAGCGGGGGAAGGCCCGUCUUCCCGGCACCAAGACCAAGACCUUCACCUGCACCACCUGCAACAAGACCUUCAUGCACUCGUCCAGCUUCUCCCGCCACAAGAAGGCGCACCUGGACGCUGCCAUCGCCGCCGCCAUUGCCGAGAGGGGUGUCUUAGACGAGACUGCGCCGCUCGAGACCGACUCUGAGUGAUGUCACAUGACUGGUGGUGGUGCUGGGGGCAGGGGGGCAGGGCCUGCUCGGGGACAAGGUGCUUCGCGAUCUGGUGUAAAUUGCAGCAGGAUGUCCAAAUACGGUCAGAAGUGACAGCGCCCCGCCUCCCUCAGCCGCACUUCAUUUUCCAUCAGCCAACAGGAAGUGGAACAUUCCCCAGCUGCGUGGCGUUGACUUGUUUCUCCAGCCGUUAAAAGUUGCGCUAAAAGCACUUAACGUCGAAACUUUUUUCUCCAAAUGUUUGAUGUCUCCGCCCACUUCCUUCCCAAGUGAUUUGAUUGGCUGUUUCUGUUUGCAUGACGGUUUCCAACCUGCAGCGGCCAUCUUUGUAUUUUCUGACCACGGGGGACUUUUGGGAUAAUGUUGUCAUGUUCAAAAUAUACAAACGAUAUUUAAAACGUCACCGGCGAGGAAGGAGCCCCCUUGUUACCGUAGCAACACGUUUAUUCCAAGUUCAUCAGUUCCACUCAUUGGUGGCGUUAAAACUGCUGGUUGGAGCGUGGCGUGUUGAUGCUCGACUUUAACAAUCCCACAAAGACGUUAAGUGUAUAUAAAAAAAAAAAAGCUUGUGUCGUUCCCCUUUAGCCUCCAUGUUGUAUUGCAUCAGUGUCGUGUUUACUCAUUAGCGCAAAGCAGUUUGAUGUGUACUUUUUGUAAUAAAUCGUGAAAAUAA
Messenger RNA from Dunckerocampus dactyliophorus (ringed pipefish), 2244 nucleotides. Its product is annotated as zinc finger protein 420. Gene Ontology annotation, molecular function: DNA-binding transcription factor activity, RNA polymerase II-specific; RNA polymerase II transcription regulatory region sequence-specific DNA binding. The record is from RefSeq and is a predicted model, not a curated record. The coding region runs from base 174 to 1550 and encodes 458 amino acids. Gene Ontology annotation, cellular component: nucleus. NCBI's taxonomy places the organism in Eukaryota, Metazoa, Chordata, Actinopteri, Syngnathiformes, Syngnathidae. Gene Ontology annotation, biological process: regulation of transcription by RNA polymerase II. The transcript has 3 exons.